Daldinia vernicosa is the source of this 1484-nucleotide messenger RNA. RefSeq lists its product as uncharacterized. The coding region runs from base 287 to 1069 and encodes 260 amino acids. Lineage: Eukaryota; Fungi; Ascomycota; Sordariomycetes; Xylariales; Hypoxylaceae. The record is from RefSeq and is a predicted model, not a curated record. The transcript is spliced from 2 exons.
CAGCUUGGUGUGAUUCCUUCUCAACGACCUCCCAAGCCUAGGAGCUUUAUCUAAGGAGUCCUAACAUAUAUUCCAUCAGUCCUCCCUCACUGUGUUUCACGUCUACUCUGUUCGUGACUCACUCAUUUCAUUUCACCUCCGCAUGUUCAGACCAUCAUUGAAACCGAGGGCUCUAUCCAAAUUACUUUACACUUAGCUGUGCAAUUCUUAUUGAGAAGGCUCGCCUCCUCUAAAUCAUACACACUCUACAUUUCCCGGGCUAUCGCACUGGUGGCCAAUCGUCACCAUGUCUUCCAACAAUGACAGUAUGAUGACCAGAUUCCUAUUUGCGAUUUUGAAGCAGAAGAACCUCAAGGAUAUUAAUUGGGACGCGGUUGCUAAGGACGAAAUCUUACCCCAACCAAUUUCCAAUGGCCAUGCCGCUCGGAUGAGGUACUCACGUUUCCGAUCCGCUAUGCUAGGCAACGAGCCCACCAGACGAAAUCGAACAGGGCAGGGGAAAAAUCGAGUCACCAAGGCGAAGAAGGAUCCGAAAGGGAAGAAGGACGAGAUUGUUAAGCUAGAAUCUGCUCUAGAAUCACUCCCGGAAUCUUCAGUCACUCCGGAGCCAUCUGAGAUGCCCGCUCCCAAGAUCAAACAAGAGAGCACCCCCUACAGCUUUGCCGACCGGUUCACUCCUUGUCUCACUCCAGGACCGCCUAGCCAAAUCCCGGCAGCUUCAGUUUCGAGCAACCAUGGCGUGAUUCAGCCUCGAUUUCUUACACCGGGCAGUGAUAGCGACUUUUUCUCUCCAUCUCCAGCCCUCAUACCCAGCCCUGCUAGUGAGAUGGUCACUUCCCAGAACUCAUUCAGCUUCCGCGAUUCGCCGUGCCCCGACCACCCCGAUCCGAUGUGGCCCAGUGUUCCACACUAUUCUACCUUCGGAGCAGGUUCCUCGUUUGAUGAAUUCAGGGCCAGUCCUUGCGAGCCAUCCCAUGUGCAUUCUCAUCCACAGAUGCUUCCGUUUCGGACGGUUGAAUGUGAUGAUGAUUACGUCCAUGUGAAGCACGAAUGGGACGAGUACUCUUGAUGCACAUGUCAGGAACUCCGAUAGGCUGGUUUGGGGGCUAUGGUUUCAGCGCAGAUAGCUACUAUAUGCUGCGGGGGUUACGAGCUCGUUUCUACUAGGAAUUUGGUCAAGAAAACACGUGGAUUGCUAUUCGGUCAUGGGCUAUUUUCUAUGCGGUUGGUAAUAAUGAAACCUGGGCGUUUAGGGACGAAUAAUCUGGCUUCUUGAGGGUUUUUGAUGCUGGUGAUUUCACUCGUUUGGGCUUUGUAAGACUACUGCUUAGUGAUGUGGUUUUGGCAUCUGGCAUUGAGACAUGUCUGAGCUUGGUUGAUGAGUACCUAGAGACGCUAUACUGUUUCUAUGAAUGGAGGCUAAAGUCAUUCUUUGAGUAUGUUGUAUGAGCACGUGAUACCUUAAUCCAAUAAUUUUUAAUGCA